Molecule: messenger RNA, 492 nt
Organism: Aureobasidium subglaciale EXF-2481
Lineage: Eukaryota; Fungi; Ascomycota; Dothideomycetes; Dothideales; Saccotheciaceae
Exons: 2
Coding region: 130-468 (112 amino acids)
Source: RefSeq, a predicted model, not a curated record
GCUUUCGUCAACUUUCUUGUCAACCCUCUCGCCUCUUGUUGACUGGCCGCGACGUGCCUUUGCUCUGGCCAAAGACGGCGCAUGUACUCCAGCACCACCCCGUAGUGUGCGCAGCACAAGACCGGCAAGAUGCCCGCACAGCGGCCGCGCGCUGCCUUCGAGCCUAUCGCGCCCGACUUCGACAUCGGCGCCCUCAUCGAAUCCACACCAAAGUUCUCCUAUGUCAACCGCAUAUCGAUUGACCAGAUCGAUGAGCAAGUUGUCGCCGCUUUCGAGAAGCUCGUGCUCCUCCAUGUCAUCCAGGGCGGCAAGCCUCUGGUCGUCGACGGCUUUGAGAACCGCUUGGAUCCAUGGACCUUUUCUCCAAAAUGGCUGAACGACAAUGUUGGCUCCAAGAGCGAGUGUCGAGCAUUCAAAGAACUUGUCGACCAAGGAGUCCCUACCCCUCACCAUCGGCCACUAUCUUAGGAACAUGAACAAGCUGAGCAGCCA